Dermacentor albipictus is the source of this 3256-nucleotide messenger RNA. It is a transcript of the gene Nf-YA, whose product is annotated as nuclear factor Y-box A. Gene Ontology annotation, molecular function: DNA-binding transcription factor activity, RNA polymerase II-specific. NCBI's taxonomy places the organism in Eukaryota, Metazoa, Arthropoda, Arachnida, Ixodida, Ixodidae. Gene Ontology annotation, biological process: regulation of transcription by RNA polymerase II. The record is from RefSeq and is a predicted model, not a curated record. Gene Ontology annotation, cellular component: CCAAT-binding factor complex.
UGGCUGUUCUCGGGCUGUGGUCACCCCUCUCAAACGAGCGCACGACCAGUCUAAAACUCAUUUAUUUUGUCUUUAGACGUUCCAUACUGUGCUUAGCGCUUCAUUUUUAUCACAUAAAUAUUUCCAUGCGUCGUCUGCAUGCGAAAGAAGCCGGCAGGUUUUCCAUAGUCAACCGGAGCCAAUCAAGAGAACCUCCCGCUGAACCAGUGCGCUUCUACGAAUCGCUACAGGUGGGGCACAAAGGGCAGGAGCCUGGCUUGACGGGCCGAGGGGGCAAGCAUGCAGAUGGAGCAGUACCAGGUGGUGAGCUCGGUCGGGGCAAGCCCCUCGCAGGGGCAGCCUCUGGCUGUGGCCGCCACUGACCAACAGCAGCAGCAGCAGGUGGCUGUCAUGCAGUCCCUCUCGGGGACGCCCAUUGCCCAUGUCACUACUGCACAGCCACAGGUGCUCCAAGUCUCCCAGGGCAAUGGCCAGACUCAGCUGUUGCAAGCAGGCGGCCAGCAGAUCAUGGUGCAGACAUUGCCAAAUGGCCAGACUGCUGCCAUUCAGAUACAAGGCCAGCCAGGCCAGCAGAUACCGCAGCUUCAAGUGAUCCCCAUCAGCCAGCUCCAGGGCCAGCAGGGCCAGCAGAUCAUUAUCCAGCAACCCCAGCAAGGCCAAAUUCUGCAAACAUCAGACGGACAAACGCUCGUGUACCAGCCUGUCACAGUCGAUGGCACCAACUUUGUGCAGGGCCCUGGAGGCAUAAUCCAGAUUCCUCAGGGUGCGCCACAAAUGGUGCAGGCAGCGCAGGCAACACCACAGACCAUAACCCUGCCAUCCUCUGUGGGUGGAGGAAACAUUGUCAUGUUCCAACAGGUGAUGCCCAACCAUAAUGCCGUGGCGGCAGCUCAGGCAGCGAAUGCCGGGGCAGCAACGCUGCAGGCAGUACAACGCAUCCCGCUGCCAGGAGCCACCACAACCACCACGACCGCUCCUGCUGACGUAGUGGAAGAGGAGCCCCUGUAUGUCAAUGCCAAGCAGUACCAUCGCAUCCUUAAGCGACGCCAAGCCAGGGCACGACUUGAAGCCGAAGGACGCAUACCCAAGGAGCGGAGGAAGUACCUACACGAGUCGCGGCACCGGCACGCCAUGAACCGGAUCCGCGGCGAGGGUGGGCGAUUUCAUUCGGGUAGCUCGCGCAAGGAUCAUGGAGAGAACUCGCCUGGUGAUGCUGGCAGCAACCACAACUCCGUGGAUGGCUCCUCACAGCACGAUGACGUCUCUAACGGGCUUCACUCCCUUGAGGUACUCGAGAACCAAUCGUCAAAGUACACCUUCACUGUGCAGAAUGGUCUCAUCAACGUGAUGCCCUCAGAACUUAUGGUCGCGAGUGGAGAUUCAAACUGACAGCCGGUGACCAGCAGCAACCAUCAUCAAAACUUUGUCAUCAUCAUCAUAAUCACCGUCAUCACUCAACCUUCGCAUCUGUACAAAGGACACCACGCCUGGCAUUCAGAAUGCAUUGCAACCAUAUGUACAUAUCUCAAAAAGAAGCUACUGACAUUGUCGACGAAAGACAGACAUUUGAUGCUGCCACGUGUGUGUUUGACACCUCGACAACUGCUUAUGAUAGUUUGCUUGGACUGUGUGUGGCGGUUGGUGAAAGUCUAGCAGUGCAAGUGCUCCCCUGUUUCCCUCUGUGCCGAUCAUAGUGCAGCAAACUAUACGUAUUGGUUUGUUUCUCGAUAAUUUUAUAUUUUCUGAGAUAACUGUCUUGAAUUUGUUUUGUGUGUACAGCAUGCAGGGUUGCAGUAUACUGAAAACAUAUCAAUGCCAACGCAUUAGUGGAAAUGUGUUUUUGGGUAAGAUUCCAAAUUUGUGAUUGCCGAUGAAGUGUAUUUGUGUGCUGUAAUUCAAGAACUGAAAAAUUACUUGCAAGGUCAGAAAAUGUACAAACAAUUAAAGUACUACUUUUCUUUUCUAUUGAACACAUGAACAUUCGCUCUGCCUGUUGCAAUCGUUUUGUGCUCUGAGCCUACAGCUACUUUACGAUCAUGUCAAUGAAGCACGAAGUCCAGUUGAAACGAUGGAAUUCUGCACCAAGAGAGCUUGAAAGUUGCGUGUUGUGUGAAAUGCUGGGUAUUUUGGUACCACACUAACGCGCUAGCGCCAUUGCUGUUGUGUUAGACCUCAUUUGCAUGCAAGUGUGAAAGUGUGUGACAGUAAACGUGCAUAUAUAAACUUCUCAAUAAGAAAGCAAGCAUGCUACAGUCUGGGUUUUGUUUUUAAUGAGUUGCUUGGAAAAGUCAAUGCGUGUCGUGCACACAUUUAGUUGUUUGUGCUCUGAUAACAGCAGCAUUUUGUUUGCGCUGGCUAAAAUUAUUGUAAGUUCUAGACAGGUUAGUAUGGUCCAUGUACCUUGUCUUUUCAGUGCUUGACGUUGCCCUUUUAAGCAAAAGGCGCAAUGGGUAAAUGCCAUUGAGAGGAUGGAAAUCGAAGUGUUGUCCUGUGUGAUUUGUUUCAGUAGUGAAAUACAGGCCUGUGCCUAAUUCCAAGCAAGCAAGCACACGCUAAUGCAAGCUUUGUACAUAUACGCUGGGAAAUAGUUAAACAAGUGCCAGUAUGCUUUUUCUGUUUUUUUUAAUAAUGAAAUGAGUAGAGAGGCGAGUUUUACACUGUUUUACGAGUGAAGGUAUACUUCAGCAAUGCCUUUCAUUUAAGUCACUUUGGUCAUUUGUUAAUGGCAUGGGCAAUUUAUUUUCCGGAAGAAAGCUCCCGGGAGUUGUUGAUGCCACUUGUUCACAUCACCAACAGAACUGGUACUUAAUGCAAUGAAAUGCCAUGCAAAUUGUACGUCUGCUGAAGUGUUUCAAAAGUCACCGUGGUCAUCUGUUUAUGGCAUUGGCAAUUUAUAUUCUGGAAGAAAGCUUCCAGGAGUUGCUGAUACCACUUGUUCGCAUUAUCAACAGAACUGGUACUUAAUGCGAUGAAAUACCAUGCAAACUCUACAUCUCCUGAGGUGUUUCACACUGGUUUCAAUUAGAGCUGCUCAGCGAAAUUGGGCCAGCAUACGUAUUGUGUGGUUUUAGCCAUCACACUGUGAUGCCUAAAGUUAAAUGUUAUGCCAACUAACAUAUGCACUUUUGUAGUUGUACGAAUGGAAAUAUGUUCCCUCUACUGAUCAUACGACGUGCAAGUUGUUCUUAAUUUUGUGUUGUACUGUUGCAGUAGCCUGAAAUGUGUGCUUGUUACAAUUAAAUUUCUUAUUGACGAC